GCGUAGUAACGUCGACAACGGCUGUCAAAUCGUAAAUAAUGGCGGACAACAAUAAAUAGAAGUCGUAGGGCAAUCGGUUGCAUCUAGCGCCAACUGUCCCUUAUUUUUGAAAAUUGUUUGAAAUAUAAGUAAUCAGAAUUAUUGAUACAGAAUUGUACACCGUUAUUUGACGGAUAAUUGAACAGGAUCAACCAUGGAAUUAAGGGUUGGAAACAAGUAUAGGCUUGGCAGGAAAAUCGGGAGUGGCUCUUUUGGGGACAUUUACCUUGGCACAGAUAUCUCGAACGGAGAAGAGGUUGCCAUAAAACUAGAGUAUGUGAAAACUAAACAUCCUCAGCUCCAUAUUGAGAGCAAAAUUUACAGGAUGAUGCAGGGCGGAGUUGGAAUUCCAACGAUCAAAUGGUGUGGUGCAGAAGGUGACUACAAUGUGAUGGUCAUGGAACUGUUGGGACCAAGUCUUGAAGAUCUCUUUAACUUUUGUUCACGGAAGUUCAGUCUGAAAACUGUCCUUCUACUGGCAGAUCAACUGAUUAGCAGGAUAGAGUAUAUACAUUCAAAGAACUUUAUUCACAGAGAUGUGAAGCCAGAUAAUUUUUUGAUGGGACUUGGAAAAAAGGGCAAUCUUGUGUAUAUUAUAGACUUUGGAUUAGCUAAGAAAUAUCGUGAUGCCCGUACUCAUCAACAUAUACCUUACAGAGAAAAUAAGAAUCUCACUGGCACAGCAAGAUAUGCUAGUAUAAACACACAUUUGGGUAUAGAACAAAGUAGACGAGAUGACAUGGAGUCCCUAGGAUACAUAUUCAUGUACUUUUUACGAGGAAGUUUACCCUGGCAAGGUUUAAAAGCUGCCACAAAACGCCAAAAAUAUGAACGUAUUAGUGAAAAGAAAAUGUCUACUCCUAUAGAGGAGCUGUGCAAAGGAUUUCCAUCCGAGUUUGCUACAUACUUGAAUUUUUGUCGAUCAUUAAGAUUUGAUGACAAACCAGACUAUUCCUACCUUCGACAGUUAUUCCGUAACCUCUUCCAUCGACAGGGAUUUACAUAUGAUUAUGUUUUUGACUGGAACAUGUUAAAGUUUGGUGGGAGAAACAGUGAUGAUGCUGAUCGAGGGAAAGUGAGCUCAUCGGCACGUCCAGUCCAUGGCACAGCACAGGCACGAGGACGUACAGAACAAAUGCCCUCCACAACUCCACCUGGGGAAUAUGGAAGUCAUACUGGUUCUAUGGAUGUUGGUGGUCGUUCUGGACGUGCUGGCAAAGAGAAAGUUCCUACCAGGUUGGCGCUGGCAAUGAGGGGCGCUGAGGGUGGGUCAGAACAAGUGCCCAUGGACACUAGAGUUAGUGACAGUAGACUAGCCACACCCUCUUCAGGGGGCAGGAUGAGUUUUAAGGGGUCAGGAAUACCAGUGCCUGUGGGCGGGGCAUCAACAGACAAUGCGAAAUUACGAAGACUUACACAAGAAGGGCGGGGUCACAGUACUUCAAGGCAGCGACAAACAUGAUGUGUUCUACAAGUUUUUCAUUCAUUGUUUACCUAAACAUUAAAUAAAGAAGCCUCCAGGUUUUUGUGAAACGUUUUAAACUGAGAGAAAUAUCCAUAAAUUGUGAAAAUCAUGAAUGUUUUUGAAGUGCAUAUCUUUAAUGCAGCACGAGUUCUCAAAUUUUUAUAUGGAUUUUAUAGACUGCAAGAAUUUCAUUUUUAGCUCAUCUGAUUUUUUGGAAAAAAAUGAUGAGUUAUUGUCAUCACUUGAGCGGUUGUCAGCGUCGGCGUCUGCGUCGGCGAUGCCUGUUAAGUUUUAUGUUUAGGUCAGCUUUUCUCCUAAACUAUCAGAGCUAUUGCUUUGAAACUUGGAAUACUUGUUCACUAUCAUAAGCUGACCCUGUAUAGCAAGAAACAUAACUCCAUCUUGCUUUUUGCAAGAUUUAUGGCCCCUUUUGUACUUAGAAAAUAUCAGAUUUCUUGGUUAAGUUUUAUGUUUAGGUCAACUUUUCUCCUAAACUAUCAAAGCUAUUGCUUUGAAACUUGGAAUACUUAUUCACCAUCAUAAGUUGACCCUGUACAUCAAGAAACAUAACUCCAUCUUGCUUUUUGCAAGAUUUAUUGCCCCUUUUGGACUUAGAAAAUCAGUUUUCUCGGUUAAGUUUUAUGUUUAGGUCAGCUUUUAUCCUAAACUAUCAAAGCUAUUGCUUUAAAACUUGCAACACUUGUUCACCAUCAUAAGUUGACCCUGUACAGCAAGAAACAUAACUCCAUCCUGCUUUUUGCAAGAUUUAUGGCCCCUUUUGGACUUAGAAAAUAUCAGAUUUCUUGGUUAAGUUUUAUGUUUAGAUCAACUUUUUCUCUUAAACUAUCAAAGCUAUUGCUUUGAAACUUGCAACACUUGUUCACCAUCAUAAGCUGACCCUGUACAGCAAGCAACAUAACUCCAUCCUACUUUUUGCAAUAAUUAUGUCUCCCACCACACAGUGGUGUGGGAGACAUAUUGGUUUACUCCAGUCUGUCUGUCUGUGUGUCUUUGUGUGUGUCUGUCACAAAGCUUGUCCGCACUCCAAGUCGAACAUUUCUCAUCAGAUUUUCACCAAACUUAAACAAAAUGUGUUUGACCAUAAGACCUCAGCCAAGUUCGAUAACUAGCUAAAUCGGCCAAGACACUUCGGAAUUAUGGCCCUUGACAAUAAUUGAUGAAUCACCUAGAUGCAUAAAAAUGCUGAAGACUUCAUUCUCAAACAUGCACCAAAAACCAUUCAUCUUGUCCGCACUUUAAGUCGAAUAUUUCUCAUCCGAUCUUCACCAAACUUGAACAAAAUGUGUUUGACCAUAAGACCUCAGCCAAGUUCGAUAACUAGCUAAAUCGGCCAAGACACUUCGGAAUUAUGGCCCUUGACAAUAAUUUAUGAAUCACCUAGCUGCAUAAAAAUGCUGGAGACUUCAUUCUCAAACAUGCACCAAAAACCAUUCAUCUUGUCUGCACUCUAAGUCGAAUAUCUCCCAUCCGAUCUUCACUAAACUUGAACAAAAUGUGUUUGACCAUAAGACCUCAGCCAAGUUCGAUAACUAGCUAAAUCGGCCAAGACACUUCGGAAUUAUGGCCCUUGACAAUAAUUUAUGAAUCACCUAGAUGCAUAAAAAUGCUGAAGACUUCAUUCUCAAACAUGCACCAAAAACCAUUCAUCUUGUCUGCACUCUAAGUCAAACAUUUCGUAUCCGAUCGUCACCAAACUGGAACAAAAUAUGUUUGCAAAUAAGACCUUGGUCAAGUUCGAUAACAAGCCAAAUCGGUUAAGACACUUCGGAAUUAUGGCCCUUGACAAUAACUAAUGAAUCACCUAGACAUAAAAAUGCUGAAGUCCAAGUCAGACAUUUUUUUUCCGAUCUUCACCAAACUUAAACAAAAUGUGUAUGACCAUAAUUCCUCUCCCAGGUUCAAUAACUAGCAAAAUUGGCCUAGGCACUUCAGAAUUACUGAAAAUCAGCCAUUUUACUCUUCAAAGGUAUAUUUAUGGUGACUAAACAGUAUAAAAACACUGACUUAGUGUUUAGAUGAUUAGGCAGUUGUGGGAGACAUGCACUUUUCGCAAAAGUAGCUCUAGUUAUUGCCCCUUUUGGACUUAGAAAAUCAUUUUCUUGGUUGAGUAUUAUGUUUAAGUCAACUUUUCUCAUAAAAUAUCAAAGCUAUUGCUUUAAAACUUGCAACAGUUUUUCACCAUCAUAAGUGGACACUGUACAUCAAGUAACAUAACUCCAUCCUGCUUUUUGCAAGAAUGAUGGCCCUUUUUAGACUUAGAAAAUCAUGGGUAGGACAAUAUUUCUAUUACACAAAAAAAAUCAGAUGAGCGUCAGCACCCGCAAGGCGGUGCUCUUGUUAAAUAUAUAAUGCCAAAAAUCAGUUUUCUCUCAGUUUCACAGAAAAAUUGGUGAGAAUUUGGAGGCAUAAUGCUUUUAAGGUAGUUCUGCAUGUGAGAUAUUUUUUAUUUAACCCUGAUUUUUCAAAACUUCAAAAUACAUGUAUACAUAGACAGUUUGGCGAAUCAAAAAGAUAGGGUCGUGUGCUUGAUAUUUUGGCUAGACUGAUUUGAAAAAUUUGGACCACACACAAGUUUUCGUGAUAUGCAUCUAUGGGAAAAUAACCAUCUUGAUAACAUUUUCGCAAAUAGAAAUUUUUCUACAAUGUAGAUUGUAAUGAAACAUCACAUUCGUAAAUAAACAUAUGGUCUUUAACAAGGUGGAAUAAAAUGUACAGUUCAUAUAAUGCAUGUUAUUGAGAUAUUUACCCUUGUUUAAGGUGAUCCACAAAUUACACACUGACUUUAAGACAUUAUUUAGAAUUAUUUAAUGUGUUGAAGUUUUUGGUAUAUUUUAUCUUUAGACAGAUAGUAACAUUGCUGAUUAAAACGGUAAUUACAUAAAUUUACUCAAGGGUUGCCAUUAAUUCGUAAAUAAAUAAAUGUGGCAUAAAACGAUUUUCAUUUCUGUAUACCUAGACCAGGCUUGAUUCUGCUUUAUCCGUAUUUAAUGAUGUUACACCAUUACUUCGGGUUUAUCAAACAUGCAGAGCUACCUUAAGAUAAGUAAUAAUACCAAAUAUAUAGAAUAAUAAGUGAGACCUGAUUUAACUUUCACAUAUAAAUGAACUGGUUAUUGUUGUAAAGUGGUUUACAAAAAAGAAAUUUUAUUGUCACAUUUAGUUACAUUUUUUCGAAAUAUGUUCAAUAUUGUGCUGUUUGAAAUGUCUACAUGUUAAACAACAAAUGUUAAAAGAACUACUACUGUGAAAUCAUUUCAUUUCGUCGGCACAACAUUUCGUGGUUUUGGCCAAAAUGGCUGUUUCGUGGGGAUGUAAAUUCAUUGAUUUUUAAUUUUUGUUUAAAAAAAUCAUAAUUUCCGCAGGAAAAUAUCUACUAGUACUUCUGCCCUUACAUGUAAAACCUUUGCAGUCUUCGCCGCGGGAGAUUAGCGAGUGAUCAUGUGCCAAUUAACGACCGCGUUAUCUAUAAUAAUAUGACCCCAAUUUGCAAAACUUUUUUUAAAUUGUGAAAUAUUUAAUAAGAAAAGUCUGCGCCAAUUAAAAAGUGUCAAAACUGUAGCACCUUAGCAUUCAUAAUCGAUCAGCUCGCUCUAGUUAUUGUAGUGCAAAUUAAAACAAACUGUAACAUGUAUAACAGAUUUAAAUAAUUUUGUUUUUAUUCCGUAGUACUAGUAUAACAAUAGUAAUCGUUACAUAAAGUAUUAUAAAUGGGUCCGACUUUUUUUUUUGCAAAAUGAAUGGCGCGUCUGCAUCUAAAAUUACAAGCUGUUGAACUUGUGCAUGUGCUUUUUCUUGAUGAGAAACGUGUAAUGUGAAUUAAGUAUUAAUGCAUUGGACGCAAAUCUAGCAAUUAAUUUAUAAUAUUUAAUAGGUCCAAAUUCAUAGUAUUUUACAACAAAGCAGUAAUAAUAAAGGCUAGUGUAUAAACAUUGCAUAGCGGAGCCGAAAAAAAAUCAAAUAACAGCCGUAUUAUAGUGCGACUGGCACGUGACGCUACGUCAAACUUCUAUUUUUAGUAUCUACUUCUAGUUUGACAAGCAUAUCAUAAACAAACCACAGGUACAUUUCUAAAUAAAAUAGUCGGUUUUGUUUCCACGCAUACCAAAGUUUAUCGUUGAUGGAGCCUCCUUAAACUACACGAAAGCUGCAGGUUAGUACUGCCGCAUGCAUACAACUACGGAUCAGAUCGAACGGCAGUGGUGUCUGUUUUUGGCGACUUUGCGUACAAUUAAAAAUAUCGUGGGCACAAUUUGUUCGUUGGGACUUAAAUUCGUGGUUGAGCUCAACCAGGAAAUCCGCAAAAAUUAAUCCCCCACAAAUAAUAAUGAUUGCACAGUAUAUCAGCUGCCAGGUUCUACAACUCCAGUGGGGAAUGACAGUGAUUUAUUAAAGAAAUGGUUAGUAAUGAUCUAGUCUUGUAUAUGUUUCUGUCGUUGGCAGUUACUGAAGAAGGAACAAUUGAUGAUUGCGUUUGUCUGCUAUUUUAGAAAACAAGUUCAUUCUUCGAUAUAAGAAAUAGUUGCUGCACGAAGGAUAUUGUUUUCAAGAAUAGCAGCCAUUAAAGUCAACAUUUCAGUUUAAUAACUGGAAAUGAGACAAUAUCAGUUGUGAGAGCCCUCUUUUUCCUAUUUAUAGAAGACAGCUGUUAAAGUUAAUUAGCAGGUUUCAAAAUAAAAGCUAAAGGUGUUGAACUUACCUGUAAACUGAUCAAUUAAUGAUGACUAAAAUAUAAAUGCAGUUAAGUGAAAAAUAAGAAUAUCAAAACUGGCUGGUCAGUUUUUAUAUAUACCUUCGAAAAGAAGUGUUUAAUAAAAGCUGUCAUUCCAUGAAAUUAAGAAAUUUAUGUCCUUUUAGUGUUAUCAACAGUCUGUCACCUAUCGGCCAUAGUUGUGUGGCAAUCAGUUGGCAUGAAAAGAUUUUAUAGCAGAUUUUAUAAAGAUACAUGUAUAUGUAUUUAUGGAAAUACUAAAAUAUUAAAUGUAAGUAAUACUGUACUGUUAGGAAGAUGUGUUUCGCUUUGCUUACAGGUACUUUUGUCAUUUAGUCUAAUAUACUUUUGUCAUUUAGUGUAAUAGAUAAAUAUUGUGAUAUUUUGUAUAUACUUGUAUCAUAUAAUUUGUAAAUAUACAAAUUUACCCUUGUACAUAAUCAUAUAUAAGAUUCAGGCAUUAUAUGUACAUUAUUAUUGGAGAAAGUUUGUAUGAAAGUGAGUAUUUUUAUACGCCCAAAGGGACGUAUUAUGUUAUGACCCCGGUGUCCGUCUGUUAGCAAAUUUAUGUCCGUUCUGUAACUCUUGAACCCCUUGAAGGAUUUCAAGAAACUUGACACAGAUGUUCACCACAUCAAGACUACAUGCAGAGCGCAUGUUUUGGAUGGCUCGCUUCAAGGUUGCACUUAGAGGUCAAAGGUCAUAUGACUUUUGUUUCGUGUCCACUAUUGAACUGCUUAAAAGAUUUUCAAGAAACUUGGCACAAAUGUUCACCACAUCGACAUGACAUGCAGAGCGAAUGUUUCAGAUGGCUCGCUUUAAGAUCAAGGUCACACUUGGGGGUCAAAGGUCAUACCUACAGGCGUAUAUUACUCCGCAUUGUGGUGCUCUUGUUGUUUAUGUUAGGCAGGUGUAUGACAGUGGUUGUUUUAAUGUUUAUAAAUAACAAUCAUAUUUGGAACAUUGUGAGAUUGAGGUAACGGCUUUCAAAUUUGUCAGCAAUAAUAGAUUUUGGUGCAGAAAGCAUUGAGAUUUACCUCAAGUAUUUUUUUAUGCCCCCGAAGGGAGGCAUAUUAGUUUUCAACUGUCCGUCUGUUAGUUUGUUCGUUCGUCACAAGGUUAACUUUUUGCAUGAAGGCACUUUACUCGUUUGCACCCAGGACCUUCAAACCACAUGCUGAUAGUACUUAUUGAGUACACGACCCCUACUGACUUUGGGGUCACCAGGCCAAAGGUCAAGGCGCUGCGGGGGCAUUUGUCACCAUUAGUGACAGCUCUUGUUUAAAAUUAGAACUUUUUACUAUGUAAGUAAUUGGCAAUAAAAAGUGAAGGAAAUGUGACUCGGCAAGUCUAAGGCAAAGUAAAAUAUAUGACUUUUUUGGACAUUGGUAAGUUUUGUAACAUUUAAAAACAUGUUUUCAGAAUGGCCCUGUUAUGGAUCUGAAGUCUGUCAUAACGGCAUGCUACCUCGGCCAAUACACCAGUUCCAGCUAUUACUUGGCCAUUGUGAACACAUGUUUAAUUAUGUUAUUUGGUUAAUUGUUGUUUUUAGCUCACCUGAGCCAAAGGCUCAUGGUGAACUUUUGUGAACACUCGAUGUCCGUCGUCGGUCGUACGUAAUGCGUCAUGUGUCCUUCAACAAGUCCUAAAAAAAAUCUUCUUGAAAACCACUGGGCAGAAUUACACCAAACUUAACAGGAAUGAUCCUUGGGUGGCCCCCUUUCAAAAUUAUUCGCAGAAUUGAAUUCCAAGCAGAACUCUGGUUGCCAUGGCAACUGAAAGGAAAAACUUAAAAAAUCUUCUUGUCCAAAACCACAGGGCCUAGGGCUUUGAUAUUUGGUAUGUAGCAUCAUAUAGUGGUUCUCUACCAAGAUUUUUCAAAUUAUUCCCCUAGGAUGAAAUAUGGCCUCGCCCCAGGGGUUACAUGGUUUAUAUAGACUUAUAUAGGAAAACACUUUAAAAAUCUUCUUGUCUGAAACCGCAAGACCUAGGCCUUUGAUAUUUUGUAUGUAGCAUUGCCUUAUGGUCCUCUACUGUACUUACUCAAAUAAUGCCCUUGGGAUAAAAAGAGGCCCUGCCCCGGGGGCCCCAAGUUUUACAUAGACUUAUAUAGGAAAAUUUUUCAAAAAAUCUUCUUGUCUGAAAGUUCAAGGCUUAAGCCUUUGAUAUUUAGUAUGUAGCAUUGCUUAGUGGUUCUCUUAAGAAGAUUGUUCAAAUUAUGCCCCUGGGGUGAAAAGAGACCCUGCCCCAGGGGUCACUUGUAUAUAUAGGAAAAGACUUCAAAAAUUAUCUGAUCAUAUUUGCUAGACUGUUUAAUUAUAAUUACAUGAUGACCCCAAGUAAUUAGGGGUCACUUGACUGUGACUUUGACCUACUGACCUACGUUUUUGUUUUUUAAGAGACAGCCUUGAAAUUUGGAUGACAUAUACAGUUUUGCACACCGAUCUUAACAGCAUAGAAAUUUGGACCAUGUCAAUAAUUUUCGAUAAAGAUUUCAAUACUCAUCUUUAAUGUUCCUAGCCCUGACCUACUGACCUACUUCCUUGUAUUUGAAGCUAAAGCAAAAAGAUUUGGACCACAUGUAUAAUGUUUGAUAGAUUUCAAUACUCACCUUGAAUAGUCUUAAUCAUGACCUACUGACCUACUUUUUCAUUUUUGAAGUUACAGUAUUGAAAUUUGUACCACCUGUAUAAUUUUUUUAUAAUCGUGACCUUCUGACCUACUUUCUUGUUUUUAGCUCACCUGAGCCAAAGGCUCAUGGUGAGCUUUUGUGACCGCUCAAUGUCAGUCGUACAUCGUGUGUCGUGUGUCCUUCAACAUUUUCUAAAAAAAUCUUCUUCUUUAAAACCACUUGACAGAAUUACACCAAACUUCACAGAAAUGAUCCUUGGGUGGCCCCCUUUCAAAAUUGCUCAAAGAAUUGAAUUCCAUGCAGAACUCUGGUUGCCAUGGCAACCGAAAGGGAAAGCUUUAAAAAUCUUCUUGUCCAAAACCACAGAGCCUAGGGCUUUCAUAUCUGGUUUGUAGCAUCAUCUAGUGGUCCUCUACCAAAAUUGUUCAAAUUAUCCCCCUAGGGUCAAAUAUGGCCCGCCCUGGGGGUCACAUUGUUUAUAUAGACUUAUAUAGGGAAAACUUUGAAAAUCUUCUUGUACAAAACCACACGGCCUAGGGCUUUGAUAUUUGGUAUGUAGCAUUAUCUAGUUAUCCUCUACCAAGAUUGUUCAAAUUAUCCCCCUAGGGUCAAAUAUGGCUCCGCCCCGGGGGUCCCAAGUUUUACAUAGACUUAUAUAGGAAAAAAAGUUUAAAAAUCUUCUUGUCUGAAACCACAACACUUAGACUUUGAUAUUUGGUUUGUGGCAUUGUCUUAUGGUCCUCAACCAAAAUUGUACCCCUGGGGUGAAAAAAGGCCCUGCCCUGGGGGUCCCAAGUUUUAUAUAGACUUAUAUUAGAAAAAACCUUAAAAAUCUUCUUGUCUGAAACCGUAAGACCUAGGCUUUUGAUAUUUGGUUUGUGGCAUUGUCUUAUGGUCCUCAACCAAAAUUGUACCCCUGGGGUGAAAAAAGGCCCUGCCCUGGGGGUCCCAAGUUUUAUAUAGACUUAUAUUAGAAAAAACCUUAAAAAUCUUCUUGUCUGAAACCGUAAGACCUAGGCUUUUGAUAUUUAGUAUGAUGCAUUGUCUAGUAGUCCUCUACCAAAAUUUUUCAAAUUAUGUCCCUGGGGUUAACAGAGGCCCCUAGUGAUGGGCCGAUUAGCGGAUAUAAUCGAUUGACGGCUAGAAAAGUCCAACCGAUUCCGAUAAUCGAUUAUGUUUUCUCAGAGUCGAUAGCGGGUACGAAUCUACACGGGUAUGGACGAAGGUUUCCGAAGGGAAAUACGGUGCGUGAGAAUUUAUGUUUACCUGGAAAUAUCCGAAAUAUGGACUACCUGCAUACAUAACGGAUAAAACAGAAGUAUGCCGACAAUCAAAUGUUAGUAUUUCGUUUCAGUUAUCCAAUGAAAAUGGAUUUAACAUCUUACAGUUAGGUACAGCUGUUAACAUGGUGGCGUCCAUAGCGUCAAUAAAAGUGGGGCAAAAUAAAUUAGAGAAACUUUGAUAAAUUUUCGUAUUUUACAACGGUAUGCCUGAGGGAAUUUAUCUGUUGAAACUGGACACUAAUGCCGUUAGAUUUCCGUGUCCAUAAUGUAAUUUCAAUGGAAAGAACUUUGGUGUUUUUAUGCAGUUGCAGUUGUCAUCGAGUUGUCAUGAUUUUUUUCUGCCGAAAUUCCGUUUACCCAGUACCGCUGACCAGUGUACAUAUGGAAACAGAUUAAACUCUGAUUUUUAUCUGAUCAUUUUUUACCAAGCUUCAUGACAUUGUUAUAUGCCAUAGCAACAAGCAGUUGGAACAUGGUGCUACUCAGUAGUGUCAGGCUAUGGUAACCAUUGUAUGAAAAUAUUUAUAUUACCGAAAAAUAACUGAAUUCAUUUAAUGAUUUUCUACAAUCACUAUUUUUGUCAGCCAGAGAAAGACUGAAAUAUCUGUACUUCCUUGCUGUAUGCUAGAUAUGUUACAGGUACAGGUAUACCAGUCAACUGUCACAAAUGACAGCUAUGAGUAUAUGAUACAUGUACACCAGAUUGCAAUCAUUGUUGUUUCCCUGUCUGCAACUAAUUAGUCAUUACUAAACAAGUUUCUGUUUACCAGGAACCAGCUUUAAAACAUCUGAUUAAUGGUAGUUCUUUAUUUUUCAAAAGAGCAUAUGAAUUUUAAGUAAAACAGUCAUUUUAAAGACAUGACUAUCUGAAUAAACAAGUAUGAAAAUAAAUAACAUUCAACCGAUUAUUUUUCCGAUACAUCGCAUCGGUUUGCUAACCGAUUCCAACCGAUAAUCGGUUGGAGUUUUCCAACCGAUGUCCCAUCACUAGAGGCCCCGCCCUGGGGUCUUUUAGUUAUUAUUUGAGUAAUAUAGGAAAAAAUACUUAAAAAAUCACUUGAUCCUAUUUCCAAGACUGUUUAAUUAUAAUCACCUGAUGACCCAAAGUAAUAUGAUGUCACUUGACUGUGACCUUGACCUACUGACCUACUUUCUUGUUUUUAAAGAUACAGCCUACACAGUUUUGUACACCAAUCGUAAAACUGAAUUUCAUUGACCAUGACUAUGACCUACUGACUUUCUUAAUAUUUUAUCAUCAGUUUGACAUUUGAAACAUGUAGCUCAUAUUACUCAGGUGAGCGAUCCAGGGUCAUCAUGACCCUCUUGUUGAAGAUACAGCAUGGAAAUUUGGACCACAUGUAGAACUUUUGAUACAGAUUUCAAUACUCAUCUUAAAUAUUAUUAACCUAGACCUACUGGCCUACUUUCGUGUUUUUGAAGCAACAGCAAAGAGAUUUGGACCACCUGUAUAAUUUUUUAACAGAUUUCAGUACUUAUCUUGAAGAAUCUUUACCAUGACCUUCUCAACUAGUUUUUUGUUUGUUUUUGAAGCUUUACCAAGAAAUUUGUUCAAGCGAGCAGUUAAACUCAGGUGAGCGAUAUAGGGCCAUCAUGGCCCUCUUGUUGAUUUAAUAGUGUCAGUUAAAUAUCUAGAAUUGCCUGGAAAAAAAUACCUGGGAUUAACAUUCUUAGUGACUUUGGCAGUGCUCUGAAAAAAUGUUUGAGGAAUUAAAGGCUGUAUUGGACAGGACGUUAUUACAAGAAGUCCCAUUUUGCCUCUUCAUUACAGACGUGUCACUGCACAAUCAUUAAAUUUGCUGUAUACGGCCUGAAGACUGUUUUCAUGUUGUCCUUUACUUGUUCAUAUGGAAAGUUUCAUAAAGAAAACUUACAUAAUAAUAAAAAUAAUUAUUAUCUAUUUGCUGCUUGAAAUAAAAUUUUGCUGAUGUAGUCCAAAAAACCUUGAGCAUCACAGUAGGAGCAGGGCAUCUGAAUAUGCAUAUACAUUUGUAGUUAAGACAAUAAUUUUAUUCAAGAGAAAAUCACUGUUCGAGAUACCAGUACAUUAUUUCGAUUCUAACACAAAACUUCAGGAUGUUCGCCAAAUAUGUGCCUGUUUGGUGUGGUUUCCUUUUCCAUUGUGCCACUAUGAUGUAAUGAUUAUGACAUACAAAUAGUGAUUUGUUACAUGAUAACUCCUUUGUUUAAAGGGAAAAACAAAUCUGGUCAUGUUAGAAUUCAGUGUUACAUAUUUGAUUAUAAACUUCUACUGAAGUUGUGAAAAAUUCUAAUGUCACUAUCACAUUAUCUAUAGUUUCCAACACUUACUAGUUUCUGGUUAUGAAAGCAUUAUGUUGUUGCAAAAACAUAAAAAAUGUCACCUAAACUUUGUAAAUAUACAUGUAUUUGUAUAUUUUAAAGAUAAAAAAUUGAUAAAAUAUAUUUUCUCCUAUUUUGGUUUAUAAUAAAACUCGGGUUAAUUCUGGAUCCCCAUUCAUGUAUCAAGGGAAGUUGUUGUUGCAUUUAUUUCCUCAUUGAGUAAAUGAUGGCAAAUAGAUUUGUAAAUAAAAAUUAGAACUGUACAUAAACAUUAGCUAAGUAUAAGAUAUCCUGACGUAUUCCAUGGUAAAAUGAAUUUGAUGUGUAAUAGCUCAUGCUAGAACCUGUUGAGAAUGUAUUUGAGUGGAACAUUAGGCUUCAUCAAAUUUAAUAUCAAGAAAUCUACCUCAGUAAAGAUCAGUACAAUUAUGAAUGCUUUACAGGGUUUAUCUAAAUGCUGUUUAUAUGCAAGAAAAAAAUCACAAUGUAAUCAUUUUAUUUCUUUCGUCUGUAGCUUCACUAUUUAACUAAUAUAUUUUACCAUGUUUAGAGUUGGAGCAUGUGAUGCAAGUAAACAGAGUUUAGUAAAUGUAAAAGAACAGAGCAAAGUUUUGUAAAAUUUGAACAUUUAAAGUAGUGGACCGGUAAUAACUGUCAAUAUUUUAUGUUUGAUUACUUCUUCAUUUUAAGUGAUUUCCACAUUUUCCUGUUGUCAAGGAAACCAAUUCUAGUGUGAGCUACUUUUACAGCUGAUGAAUGCUGCAACAACAGAUAAGAAAACAGAAUGGUACAGAAAUUCCUAAAUGCCAUUACGGGUCAUAUAACUUAGUAUUGAAGUAUUUAUUUGCUGCUUGCUGGAAAAUAUUACUUCAGUUUUCAUUUUAGUUUUAAUAUUUUACACACGAUGUAUCAGGAAAUAAAAACAGUUUUCUAGUUAGGUUGCAUAUUGUAAUACGUAAUUUAUUGUCUGAAGAUAUAGGGUUCUAUGAUUAACUCUGUAAAAUGUUUGUUUUCCCCAACCAUGAUAAAGUCAAUACUUACCAGCCUUGCUGGACAAUAGACAAAACUAUUUGCCAGAGGUCUGAAAGACCAAGGGUUAAUAUAUUUGACUGUUAACCAGUAAGCUAUUCAAUUAGUGUUUGUUACAUGGUAAUUUCAAAUUUUUCUCUCAGUUUUAGACCAUGUGUUGAAAUAUUGGCCAGUAAAUUAUAAAAUAGCACAAAGUAAGGACUGGCGAUUUAUAUCAGUUGUGUGAUAAUAGCCAAUAUUUAACAGUGCUUGAACCUUUGUACAGUUUUACCAACUGUUCAUUGUUUUAUCAGAUGAAUGAGAGUUAAGAAUUGUAAUAGUCACCAAGUGCUCAUUAUUAUUACUUCUGUCUUGUCAUAUGAUUGUAAAUUCUGUUAUUUUACUGUGUUAUUAUAUUGUUUUGUGAACAUAAACUAUAAAACUGACAAUAUAAAUGAUUUAGAAAUUAA
This is a messenger RNA of Mercenaria mercenaria, 13945 nucleotides long. RefSeq names its product casein kinase I-like. The transcript has 10 exons. The coding region runs from base 194 to 1501 and encodes 435 amino acids. Gene Ontology annotation, molecular function: protein serine/threonine kinase activity; ATP binding. Gene Ontology annotation, cellular component: cytoplasm; nucleus. The record is from RefSeq and is a predicted model, not a curated record. Lineage: Eukaryota; Metazoa; Mollusca; Bivalvia; Venerida; Veneridae. Gene Ontology annotation, biological process: endocytosis; signal transduction; peptidyl-serine phosphorylation.